Molecule: messenger RNA, 2685 nt
Organism: Paramacrobiotus metropolitanus
Lineage: Eukaryota; Metazoa; Tardigrada; Eutardigrada; Parachela; Macrobiotidae
Product: mannosyl-oligosaccharide alpha-1,2-mannosidase IA-like
Exons: 8
Coding region: 541-2376 (611 amino acids)
Biological process (GO): carbohydrate metabolic process; N-glycan processing
Cellular component (GO): endoplasmic reticulum; Golgi membrane
Molecular function (GO): calcium ion binding; mannosyl-oligosaccharide 1,2-alpha-mannosidase activity
Source: RefSeq, a predicted model, not a curated record
UUUCGCCACUAUCUGCAUUCUGGUGUUCUUUUUUGAUUAUAAUCUUUCGCAAAUACGUAAUUUUCAUUGAUGUUUUUCAGAUUGCAUGUUCGCUUAUCUUGCGCAAUGCAUUAAAGUUUAUCAAAUUUAUGAAUCCUGGUUCUGUAAUCUGUUGACUGUGACUCUGUGAGAUGUGGUGACUUGAAAUUGUUGUACAUGCAAGUUACAGUUAUAUGUUUUAACUGAAUUUUUUACAAAGUGGCUGAAAAUCUGCUGGCGUUAAGUACGAGUACUUUAACUUGCAUGAAUGUAGCCUUUCGAGAGAGUUCAUUAUUAUCAUUUUGUAUUUCUGUAAUCACUUAUCAUCUGUGGCCUUUUGUGUAUGCAGUAUGCUUAUCGUCCUUAUUACGACAUGCCGUAAUGGUUUAUCACUGGCCGAGUUGGUUGGUUGACAUGUAGCCAGUAGCAGACGAAGGGCUAAUUGAUGACGGAGAUGUGAAAGUCUUGAUCCGUGCGCCCCUGUUUUUCCUCUGCCCCACGACGGAACGGGUUCGUUCCAUCAUGGGCCUGUUUGGAAGGAGCGCAUCCGAUUCCCUUCUGCCAUUCUACCAGAAUGGCAAAAGCAAGGGUCCCUCCGUUGGAGCCAGUGCGAGCUUCUUCGGUUCACGGCGCGGAUCGCGACUGUGCGAGCGAUGCCUUAUUUUGAUGUUUUUUACAUUUUUUAUCGCCAUUUUUAUCAGCACAAUUCUGUACUUGCCCGAUAUCUCUACCAAAGUGCACUCCGUGGGAAAGGAGUUUCUCAUUCCGGAACGGCCUGUGGAAAAUGAUAUCGCUAUGCAGAUUAAGAAGCCUCGACAUAACUUUGUGAUACCUGCCGAUUUUACGGGCGCGUCAGCGCCGAAGAAAACUCUCAGCCGCAACAAAAUCCAGUCGGAACUGGAUGGAAAAUUGCACGAUAAAGGGAAGGAUGUGGAGCAGACGGAUCAGGACGGCGAAAAGCGAUCCGCCAACAAUGAGACUGAAAAACGCAGGCAGCUGAUAAUUAAGAUGAUGGUCCAUGCAUGGUCCAAUUAUGUUAAAUAUGCUUGGGGUGCCAAUGAGCUCCGUCCCGUCACGAAACGCGGCCACAAUCCGUCCAUUUUCGGUAAAGCCAAAUUCGGAGCGACGAUUGUCGACGCGACGGACACGCUGUACAUGAUGGGACUACGGAAGGAGUACCAACAAGCCCGCGAGUGGAUAGCGCAGAAUCUUAACGUUUCCGCUAGUGAAGGAGAAGUAUCGGUAUUCGAAUUCAACAUUCGGUAUAUCGGCGGAUUGUUGUCAUCGUAUGCUUUGACUGGUGACAAGAUGUUUCUGACCAAGGCAGAUGAGAUGGCAACAGCCGUACUGCCAGCUUUUGAAACACCUACAGGAAUCCCUUAUGCUAUAUUGGACUUGAAACGAAAAACAAUGAAAAAUUACGGUUGGGCCAGCGGUGGAGCAUCCAUUCUUGCUGAAUUUGGAAGUUUGCAUUUGGAGUUUGAAUACCUCGCUGAAAUGACAGGAAAAUCGAUAUAUCUUGAAAAGGUUCAGCGCAUUCGUAACCAUUUACAGUCUAUCGACAAGCCCAAAGGCUUGUACCCGAAUUAUCUAAAUCCGCAGACCGGGAAGUGGGGCCAGAUGCAUGUAUCGAUGGGAGCGUUGGGUGACAGUUUCUAUGAGUAUCUCUUUAAGACUUGGAUAUGGAGCGGAAAAAAUGAUACGCAAGCCAAAGAAAUGUAUGAUACAGCCAUGGAGUUUGUGGUCAAACAUCUUCUUCAAACAUCGAAGAGUGGGCUGAAGUAUUGGGGUGACUGGAUGACCAACCGCAUCGAACACAAAAUGGAUCAUUUGGCUUGCUUUUCCGGUGGUCUUUUUGGUUUGUCUGCCAAGUAUGCCAAGGAUCCUGACCAGUAUCUAACGCUGGGGAAGGAAAUAACACGAACUUGUCACGAGACGUAUACACGAACGCCGACUAAACUGGGCCCGGAAUCGUUCCGGUUCUCGGACGCCGCUGAAGCUAUGGCUACGCGAGCUAAUGAGAAAACUUACUUGCUGAGACCGGAAACGUUUGAGUCAUAUUUUAUUCUGUGGCGAGUUACCAAGGAUCCCAUGUAUCGCGAGUGGGGCUGGGAAGCCGCUCAGGCUAUCGAAUCAUAUUGCCGUGCAGAAUAUGGUUACUCUGGUGUAAAAGAUGUCUACCAGGAAUCUCCGAUACCGGAUGAUGUACAGCAAAGCUAUUUCCUGGCGGAGACAUUGAAAUAUUUAUUUUUGUUGUUUUCCGAUGAUGAUGCUUUGGAUUUGGAUAAAUGGGUACUCAACACAGAGGCGCAUCCGAUUCCUGUGAAGCGCACGACGCGGUUUAAAAAUCAUCCAUGAGUUUGGCAUCCGGUUUGGACUGUUUAUGGAAAUGAAUAAGUAUUUGGCAGGGAAAGUUUACGUGAUACAUACUCUUUUCUUCGGUAAUCUGAGUGUGAACAAUUCAUGCGCCGGUGGAGAUGUUUUGCAGUAGGGUGAAUCCCAAAGUUUACGAUAUAUUUCAGAGGAUUUACAUGUGCUCUUGAAGUCGCUGGGUCUGUAAAUUUUUUAUAAAGUUUUAGAAGUCACUUGAACUGUUUCUGUCAGAUGGGUGCUGCGUUGACAAUAAUGAUGCAGGAUGUCUGUUGACUGAAUAAAGCCUUCAAAUGA